This is a messenger RNA of Pongo pygmaeus (Bornean orangutan), 8182 nucleotides long. It is a transcript of the gene MIDEAS, whose product is annotated as mitotic deacetylase associated SANT domain protein. Bases 1150 to 4455 code for a protein of 1101 amino acids. NCBI's taxonomy places the organism in Eukaryota, Metazoa, Chordata, Mammalia, Primates, Hominidae. Gene Ontology annotation, cellular component: histone deacetylase complex; transcription regulator complex. Gene Ontology annotation, biological process: regulation of transcription by RNA polymerase II; negative regulation of DNA-templated transcription. The record is from RefSeq and is a predicted model, not a curated record. The transcript is spliced from 15 exons. Gene Ontology annotation, molecular function: transcription corepressor activity.
UUUCUCCAGGCUUGUGAGAUCAGGAGUUCUUCCUUGAAGGCUGCUGUUUAACGACUUGGUUGCUACUUAUCCUAAAGGUGGCUUUCCGUUGCACUUUUUAAUAAGCUUUCUGGGGACCCUGAACCCCACCACCACCUUCCAGACCAGCCUGAGAGCAGGGGACUCCAGCGCGGGGCCCCGGAUCGCACUUCGGCGCUGAAACGACGCGGCUGGAGCGAGCCUUCCCUCCCGGGGCGGGGGGUGCAGGCUAGGCGGCCGGCAGCGCAGGGCUGCCCGCUACCCCGCAGCCGAGGGCACGCAGAGCGGGGAGACGGCGCCUGGGGCCAGGGGCGCGCGGAGCCGGGGGCGCGGGCGGGGCGGGCGGCUGCAGGGCCCGGCGCGCCACCGCGCGAGCGGCUGGGUCACAGCCCGGGCCGCGCCGCCCGCUCCGCGAGGAAGUGACGACUGCGCCGUCCCGAGAGCAACAAAGUUUGAGUCUGCGGGCCGCACUCGCCUGCGCCCCACACCCCUCCGAGCAGCCCGGGGAUCCAGCACGCAGCUGUGAGCUCAACCGAUGAGUCAGAGCCGUGCAAUCCUGACACUGCAUCGCAGGACUGGGGGUGACACGGAGGGAGGCAGAGCGCUCGCGAGGCGGACGGCACGGGUGCGGGGCGCGCCGAGGCUCCUGCAUCGCAAGCCGGGGGUGACAGCCCGCGCGUCCCGCCCGGGCCCUGCCAGCAAACUUCUCAGCCUCGGGAGGCGCGGGCUGGCGGAAGCCCCGUGAGCGCCGCGGGGAGGCGACGGCGCCUGUUUGUUUUUAAAAUCGGGAGUGCGUGCAGGCGGCUGGAGUCCCGGAGGCGACCGAAGGCGGCGGCCCGCGGCGGAAGGGGGACAGUCGAGCCCGGAGCCCGGGCAGGAGCUGGGUGCCAGGACCCUGUGGAGCAUCAUGAACUGGGAAGAGUAGCUGAGCCCCAGAGCCUCUCUGGAAGAGAAAGGAAGAGCCAGCAGUUAUUUCUCCCAGUGCCCGACCUCACCGUCUGGCGUCUUCCUCUGCCCCUGCUCUGCCCUGCCCGGCUCCUGGACUAGAGCCCGGCUUCCAGCAGGACGUUUCCCCAGGGGAUGGGCGACUGUUGAAGGGGAUCUCACCGCCAGGGCUCAGUUGGCCACAUCAUGAACCUCCAGGCCCAGCCCAAAGCUCAGAACAAGCGGAAGCGUUGCCUCUUCGGGGGCCAGGAACCAGCUCCCAAGGAGCAGCCCCCUCCCCUGCAGCCCCCCCAGCAGUCCAUCAGAGUGAAGGAGGAGCAGUACGUCGGGCACGAGGGUCCAGGAGGGGCAGUCUCCACCUCUCAGCCUGUGGAACUGCCCCCUCCCAGCAGCCUGGCCCUGCUGAACUCUGUGGUGUAUGGGCCUGAGCGGACCUCAGCAGCCAUGCUGUCCCAGCAGGUGGCUUCAGUAAAGUGGCCCAACUCUGUGAUGGCUCCAGGGCGGGGCCCGGAGCGCGGAGGAGGUGGGGGUGUCAGUGACAGCAGCUGGCAGCAGCAGCCAGGCCAGCCUCCACCCCAUUCAACAUGGAACUGCCACAGUCUGUCCCUCUACAGUGCACCCAAGGGGAGCCCGCAUCCUGGAGUGGGAGUCCCGACUUACUAUAACCACCCCGAGGCAUUGAAGCGGGAGAAAGCGGGGGGCCCACAGCUGGACCGCUAUGUGCGGCCAAUGAUGCCACAGAAGAUGCAGCUGGAGGUAGGGCGGCCCCAGGCACCCCUGAAUUCUUUCCACGCAGCCAAGAAACCCCCAAACCAGUCACUGCCCCUGCAACCCUUCCAGCUGGCAUUCGGCCACCAGGUGAACCGGCAGGUCUUCCGGCAGGGCCCACCGCCCCCAAACCCGGUGGCUGCCUUCCCUCCACAGAAGCAGCAACAGCAGCAGCAACCACAACAGCAGCAGCAGCAGCAGCAGGCAGCCCUACCCCAGAUGCCGCUCUUUGAGAACUUCUACUCCAUGUCACAGCAACCCUCGCAGCAACCCCAGGACUUUGGCCUGCAGCCAGCUGGGCCACUGGGACAGUCCCACCUGGCUCACCACAGCAUGGCACCCUACCCCUUCCCCUCCAACCCAGAUAUGAACCCAGAACUGCGCAAGGCCCUCCUGCAGGAGUCAGCCCCGCAGCCGGCGCUACCUCAGGUCCAGAUCCCCUUCCCCCGCCGCUCCCGCCGCCUCUCUAAGGAGGGUAUCCUGCCUCCCACCGCCUUGGAUGGGGCUGGCACCCAGCCUGGGCAGGAACCCACUGGCAACCUGUUCCUACAUCACUGGCCCCUGCAGCAGCCGCCACCUGGCUCCCUGGGGCAGCCCCAUCCUGAAGCUCUGGGAUUCCCGCUGGAGCUGAGGGAGUCACAGCUACUGCCUGAUGGGGAGAGACUAGCACCCAAUGGCCGGGAGCGAGAGGCUCCUGCCAUGGGCAACGAGGAGGGCAUGAGGGCAGUGAGCACAGGAGACUGUGGGCAGGUGCUACGGGGCGGAGUGAUCCAGAGCACGCGACGGAGGCGCCGGGCAUCCCAGGAGGCCAAUUUGCUGACCCUGGCCCAGAAGGCUGUGGAGCUGGCCUCGCUGCAGAAUGCAAAGGAUGGCAGUGGCUCUGAAGAGAAGCGGAAAAGUGUACUGGCCUCAACUACCAAGUGUGGGGUGGAGUUUUCUGAGCCUUCCUUAGCCACCAAGCGAGCACGAGAAGACAGUGGGAUGGUACCCCUCAUCAUCCCAGUGUCUGUGCCUGUGCGGACUGUGGACCCAACUGAGGCAGCCCAGGCUGGAGGUCUUGAUGAGGACGGGAAGGGUCCUGAACAGAACCCUGCUGAGCACAAGCCAUCAGUCAUCGUCACCCGCAGGCGGUCCACCCGAAUCCCUGGGACAGAUGCUCCAGCUCAGGCGGAGGACAUGAAUGUCAAGUUGGAGGGGGAGCCUUCCGUGCGGAAACCAAAGCAGCGGCCCAGGCCCGAGCCCCUCAUCAUCCCCACCAAGGCGGGCACUUUCAUCGCCCCUCCCGUCUACUCCAACAUCACCCCAUACCAGAGCCACCUGCGCUCUCCUGUGCGCCUAGCUGACCACCCCUCUGAGCGGAGCUUUGAGCUGCCUCCCUACACGCCACCCCCGAUCCUCAGCCCUGUGCGGGAAGGCUCUGGCCUCUACUUCAAUGCCAUUAUAUCAACCAGCACCAUCCCUGCUCCUCCUCCCAUCACGCCUAAGAGUGCCCAUCGCACGCUGCUCCGGACUAACAGUGCUGAAGUAACCCCGCCUGUCCUCUCUGUGAUGGGGGAGGCCACCCCAGUGAGCAUCGAGCCACGGAUCAACGUGGGCUCCCGGUUCCAGGCAGAAAUCCCCUUGAUGAGGGACCGUGCCCUGGCAGCUGCAGAUCCCCACAAGGCUGACUUGGUGUGGCAGCCAUGGGAGGACCUAGAGAGCAGCCGGGAGAAGCAGAGGCAAGUGGAAGACCUGCUGACAGCUGCCUGCUCCAGCAUUUUCCCUGGUGCUGGCACCAACCAGGAGCUGGCCCUGCACUGUCUGCACGAGUCCAGGGGAGACAUCCUGGAAACGCUGAAUAAGCUGCUACUGAAGAAGCCCCUGCGGCCCCACAACCAUCCGCUGGCAACUUAUCACUACACAGGCUCUGACCAGUGGAAGAUGGCCGAGAGGAAGCUGUUCAACAAAGGCAUUGCCAUCUACAAGAAGGAUUUCUUCCUGGUGCAGAAGCUGAUCCAGACCAAGACCGUGGCCCAGUGCGUGGAGUUCUACUACACCUACAAGAAGCAGGUGAAAAUCGGCCGCAAUGGGACUCUAACCUUUGGGGAUGUGGAUACAAGUGAUGAGAAGUCGGCCCAGGAAGACGUUGAAGUGGAUAUUAAGACUUCCCAAAAGUUCCCAAGGGUGCCUCUUCCCAGAAGAGAGUCCCCAAGUGAAGAGAGGCUGGAGCCCAAGAGGGAGGUGAAGGAGUCCAGGAAGGAAGGGGAGGAGGAGGUGCCAGAGACCCAGGAGAAGGAGGAGCAGGAAGAGGGGCGAGAGCGCAGCAGGCGGGCAGCGGCAGUCAAAGCCACGCAGACACUACAGGCCAAUGAGUCGGCCAGUGACAUCCUCAUCCUCCGGAGCCACGAGUCCAACGCCCCUGGGUCUGCCGGUGGCCAGGCCUCGGAGAAGCCAAGGGAAGGGACAGGAAAGUCACGAAGGGCACUACCUUUUUCAGAGAAGAAGAAAAAAACAGAGACAUUCAGUAAGACCCAGAAUCAGGAGAACACUUUCCCCUGUAAAAAAUGUGGCAGGGUGUUUUACAAGGUGAAGAGCCGCAGUGCGCACAUGAAGAGCCACGCAGAGCAGGAGAAGAAGGCUGCAGCGCUGAGGCUGAAGGAGAAGGAGGCUGCUGCCGCCGCCGCUGCCGCCCACCAGCAGGCCCUGCGGGAGGAGAGCGGUGUGGGUGCGGGCGACAAGGGCUGAGCGCGGGAGCCAGGCUGGCCCAGUCCUGAGCCCCGGCCCUUCCCGCACCGCCGCCAGCGCCCGCAGACCCUGGCAUCUCAAGAGGGAGUGAGGAGAGGAUUGCAGGGAUUUUUCCUUGCGAAACAAAUGAGACAAUGAAAUAAAUGGCUCUUAUUUAUGAAGGCCCUGGGAGCAGCGUUAAGGGCUCCAGGAUCCAGCUCUUUUUGCAUUUGGUCUGUCGGAAGCUGUCCUCGUGCUUUCCUGGACCGGGAGAGUCCCGGUCCCCUUGGGAGGGGCUCCACCGCCUCUCACACUCCGAUUUCUGCUGCUCUGCUGCCCCGCAGUCUCUUCCCUUUAUUUGCUUCCCCCUCCUCCCCUCGGCCUCCAGGAAGCCACCGUGGCCGGCCAAGCACAAGCUCACCCACUUUGGAGCAGCAUUCCCCCUCCCCAGAGGACCUCGAAGGCUGCAACGGCCCGGCCCCAAGCCCCAAGCCCCAGAAAAAGGAACUCUCGGAGGGAGUCUGCGGGCUUCUCUGAGAAGGGGCGCAGCCUGACACCUGUGCUGUCCCUGCAGUCUCCAGGCCUGCCUGAGCUGCUCCCGUGACCGUGUCCUGAGUGGCCACCUCCUCCUUGGGAGGGAGGCUGCGACAGGUACUCUCCCUUUGCUGCUUGCUGGCGGCGCUGCUAGGGCUAGAAAGUUUUCUCAGCGUUGGGGGAGGGGCUAGUGUUCUUGUCCAAAGCACUCAUCCUGCUGCAGGGAAGGGGGCUGUACGGAGGCUGGAAGCUGCAGGGUUAGGCCCGAGAGAGCUUUUGACAAGCCUGGCUCUUCCUGCUUCCCACCUUUUUGGCCAAAUACCUUUGGGUCCUGGAGGCUGCCAAGGGCGCUCCGCCUUGAGCAGGUCCCGGAGAGGCUCAGCCUGCCCCUCCUGGCGGCCAGCCUCCUUGCCUCUGCCCUGACCUCAGCAGCUAUACCUAACCCCACCGCACCCCACCCAGUGUCGAUAUCCACAACCCAGCCCCCAGGCCUGCACGUUGGAGAUUUCUGGAUCCUUCCCUGGGAGGGAGAGGUCUCCUAACUCUAUUGGACAGGAUCCUUUAUUCCUUGACUCGUGUCAUUUGGGAGCUAUUUAUUUAUUCUUAGUAUUUAAUUUUUAACAUCCUCUCAGGGACCAGGGGCCUCCUGCUUUUCAGAGGCCCAAGUGCAUUUAUCCCAAAACGAGGCGUCUUGACAUCCCCUAUCCCCACCCUCUGAAUUCCCAAGGCCCUAAGGUCCCUCACCUGGUUGCUCUGGAAGCUCUUGCCGAUAGGAAUGAUAGCAACACUGAAAGAGGGUGGGAAGGUGGAGGGUGUCACCAGACCCACACAGAGCAAGGGAGAUCAAAGGCCGUUCUUGCUGCCCCUUCUCUGGCUGUGCUUUGCCUGAGGGAAUUGGCAAGAGGCCAGAAUUCUAGUUUGGUUUAUGGGGCCUGGAUUCUGGCUUGAAGAGGCCAUAUUCGGCAUGGGUGAAGUGAAAGGGCCAGGAGGUUCUGGAGGCUCCUUCACUUCCAGUCCCAUAGCGGGGCUCAGCUAUUUUUCUGAUCUUAUUCAACUUUAGUUGUGCAAAAGAAAUUCUAAGUGAAUGCGCGUAUGACAGGUCAACGUAUUAGGAAGGAGCCAGAAAGUAUUCAUACUGCUACUCCUUAUGAGAUAGCCAAGAAGCAUCAUGUCAGUAACUGGGAGUGGAGAGGGAGUUUUGUUUUGAAACUAUGCACUGUCAGGUAUUUUUCAGCAUCCAUUUAUACAUUAGUAUGGUUCUACAGGACCCCGGCUGUGGAAGUAACAAAUUUCUUCUCCCUCCAGACUCUUGGAUGACUACCUAGAUCCCCAGCUUACUGGUUAGUUUCCUCCACAGGCUUCCAUGAGCUCAGUGUCCCAAGACAGCAAAAAUCUGGUAUACCCUGUAGAAGCAGGGGGGUAGCAAAUUUAGGCUCUCUUCGAAAUUACUUGUAUAAUACGAGUGCCUUCGCAGCUUAGCCCCAAAGUGCUACUUAUGUUUCCCAAGGUUUUUUCUAUUCAAACCAUAUUUGGUUUCAGGCCCCUUUAUGGACAUACGGUAACAGAAACCUCCGUCAUUCACAUGAGACCCUUUUGUCAGUGGUAACAUCUUGUACUUGGAAAAAAAAUUUUUUUUUUUUUUUUUUUUUUUUUGAGACAGAGUCUCAUUCUGUCGCCCAGGCUGGAGUGCAGUGGUGUGAUCUUGGCUCACUGCAACCUCCGCCUCUUGGGUUAAAAGGAUUCUCCUGCCUCAGCCUCCCGAGAAGCUGGGAUUAUAGACACAACCACCACACCCAGCUGAUCUUUUUGUAUUUUUUUUUUUUUAGUAGAGACGGAGUUUCGCCAUGUUGGCCAGGCUGGUCUUGAACUCCUGACCUCAGGUGGUCCACCCGCCUCAGCCCCCCAAAGUGCUGGCAUUACAGGCGUGAACCACUGCGCCUGACCAGAAGUUUUUAAACAAUAAAGUGAUUCUACUCUUCUAAGCUUACAGAGACCAGACCAGGUGAAUGUAACUGGGGAAAAUCAAGAUGGUACCUCUCUGCAUUAUCCCGCCAGACACCGUAUUUUAUGCAUUCAUGUCUAGGAUACAGUGUGAAAAUUAAAAAGUUUAGAGGGCAGAUGCAAUCGUGGCAAGUGACCUGCCAAUAAAGCAGGUGCAGCUAUAGAAGCUGGCAUAGGUAUAUCCUUAAUGGUGCUUUCUCCCUGGGCUUGUCUUUUUGUUAUUUUUUUCCCCUAUAUUCAGAGCUCCUUGAGAAGUGAUAAACACCUCCAGCUUUCUAACAUCCUCCCCACACCAUCUCACUAUAUCCAUCUCCCAGCAUCCAUCUGCAUUCCGCUAAGGGCGGGAAACUGACCUAGUGCCUGUGUUGCAGACCAUUUCUGAGGUCUCCACCCAUCCAAGGAGGCACAGCUGUCAUUACUGUCCUCCAUGCCUUCAGCAGCCCCCCUCACAGCUAAGGUACAUACCACCCCUUCUGCCGCGUCUCCACCCCUGGCACCAAGGUCUUUUGCUGCUUAUGUCUAAAGGGAUCACCUAUAUUUAACUGCCUCAGUGACCUAACCUUUCUUCUCAUGUGCCAGAUGUUAAGAUGAAGGAGGAAUACAACACAUACUCAAGCCUCAGCUGUUUAGUUGUUUUCACUGGGGCUCGCUUUUCUGGGACGGUAUUUAUUAUCAGACUGGCAAGCCUAACUCCAUAGGGUUACAGGAAGUAGGGAUAUUUUUGUAAAACAAUUGUGUCCUCCCCACAUUUUGCUAUGUUAAUAUUUGCCUCUAACAAUUUGCAGCUGUUUCACUUUUUCCUCAUUUGUCUCUAAGUUGAAGGCCUUGUUGGAGGGGACAGAGCACAGGAACAGCCUUGACAGUCUGUAAUUAUUGUACAAAUAUUUUAAUAGCAUAUAAAUAAGUAUAUUCCUUUUAUUUUGAAACAAAAAUGAUCAGACACUGCCUUUUGUGUGUUUGCUGCCUGUGGCACCCUUUUUUAAAAAGACUGUUACAUAUUAAAAUAGUGUACAUAUAUAUAAAUAUUACCUCUUUUGCUGUACAGUUGUGAUAGAGACUGAAGAUUUUAUUUUUUGUGUGCUUUUUAUAAGAAAAAAAUUAAUACACUAAAGAAUCUUGCUGAUGUGAUUGUAAUGUACCUAUGUAACUUAUUUACUUUUGAAUGUUCUUCUGUAUCUUUAAACCUUUUAUUAAAUAAGGUUUUAAAAAUUCA